GUCAAGAAGAAUGCUCUACAGAUCCUUGGGGAAACCACCUGCACCUUUAUGCUCCAAAAAAUCCCCUUCCUAUUUUGUUUACUUGUAGAUUUGUUUGGUGUUUGGGUUUGUUUAUUCUAUAAGAGAUGUUUACGAUUUGAGCUGUCAACGGAGGCCCGCGUGGCAAACUUGAUUUCUAUUGACGUUCCACGUGAUGGCGUAAACAAGAAAUUUGGCACAAGUCCGCUCCUCCGAUUUUGCAUCAGAGCCCAAAAAAACUAGUUUAUCUCGAUCACGCUCUCAGUUCGUGAUGAUAUCAACUAAGUCCGGGGCGCUUUCUGCUAUAAAAGCCCCUCUAUCGGCUUGAAAUCCAACACACUAAAGUUCGAAGGCCUGGCAGUCGAUACCUAAUCAGUGGUUUUUAAAAAUAUUUUCCCCAAAGUGCAUAAACAAAUGUGUCAAUGAAGACACCGGACACCAAAGCCAAGUUGCUGAAUAAUAUAAGUCUAUCUAAACACCUGUCUUCCAAGAAAGGCGGCUCCCGCACUAGUAACUGCGGCAAUUGUCUGGAAUUCUCCGUGCUGACGCGUCUCUCCAGCGUGCCCUGAAGCCCCACUCGUCCAAGCUCACCCAAGCUCCUGUUGAAACUUGAAAGAUAGAAAUCCUUGACAAUGGUUCACCAAACUCGCACACCCAGCAAGGCCAUCCCCGCCAAGCACCUGAGUCCCAUGCGAGCCGUGGAGGGUCUGGGCGGGAAGUACGCCGUGUCGAGCAGUCCGGCAGAUAGUUUCCUGCGGAACACGAGGCUCACGGCCCAGAGCAGCGCCCAGCAGUCGGCCGCCUUCAAAUACAACCAGAUGGUCACCCAGAAUCGGGAGCAGUUCAAUAGCCUGCACUUCUGCUAGGAGGCGGAUGGAGAGACCGCGUCGGUCGGAGGAGGAAAAUGCCGCUACGAUUGCGAUUAGCGAUUGUUUGUCACAAUACUCGUACAUAAAUGCAAUAAAUUCAUUUGCGCAAAUUUCCACAUA
Drosophila erecta is the source of this 1007-nucleotide messenger RNA. RefSeq lists its product as uncharacterized. The coding region runs from base 441 to 587 and encodes 48 amino acids. The record is from RefSeq and is a predicted model, not a curated record. The transcript is spliced from 2 exons. Lineage: Eukaryota; Metazoa; Arthropoda; Insecta; Diptera; Drosophilidae.